UCCCGGCUCAAGGUUCACAAUCCAGCAGUUGUCACAGAGAACGCAGAAUGACAGACAAAGAAGAUUUACAGUUGACAACCAUCUCGUGUGGGAAAGAACAAGGGAUGGACAAUCCAGCAUUUGUUAAGGAUGAUAUAUUAACAGAUGACCCUAGUGACAGUGACAAAGAGGAGUCAGAGAAAGAGUCAAAUUCAUGCAUAAGCAAAGCAUGCAUACCCAUCACGGCCACAGAGACCUUCUGCAAGACGCACUCCAAAAUAAUCAAAUACAUUGCUUUGGGAAUACUUGCUGCAGGCUUUUUAGCAUACUUCAUUGCUGCAGUUUAUCUGGACUUCCAGAGGGCGAUUGCUUUGGUUGUCCUCACGUGUCUGGGAGUGUUUAUCAUCGUGUGUGAACUGGUGAAUAAGUACAAGGGUGACAGCAUAAGGAGAUUUUUCAAGCCUGCACAAAGGUGUUUCAGAUCCAAUAUCAGAUGGCUAAAAUGGGUGUUUAUAGUAAUUGUGGUGGGACUGUUGGUGGCGUGGCUGGCAAUCGACACACGAAAGCGUCCAGAGCAGCUCAUUUCUUUCGCCGGUGUCUGUCUAUUCAUUAUUGCCAUCUUUCUCUUCUCUGCACACAGAACUGCAGUGAGCUGGAGGACAGUCUUCUGGGGACUCGGUUUACAGUUUGCCAUUGGCCUGUUUGUCAUUAGGACAGAGCCUGGUCUCAUAGCAUUCGAAUGGCUUGGAAAGCAAGUUCAGAUAUUCCUGGACUACACAAAAGCUGGUUCACAGUUUGUGUUUGGAAACCUCAUUGAGAACAUAUUUGCUUUCCAGGCUCUGCCUAUAGUGGUGUUCUUCAGCAGUGUGAUGUCAGUGCUCUAUUACCUGGGUGUCAUGCAGUGGGUCAUCACAAAGAUUUCCUGGGUAAUGCAGGUAACGAUGGGAACCUCCUCUACAGAGACACUAAGUGUGGCAGGGAACAUAUUUGUUGGUCAGACAGAGGCGCCUCUCCUGAUUCGUCCUUAUUUGAAGGACAUGACCAAAUCUGAGAUUCAUGCUGUCAUGACUGGAGGAUUUGCCACCAUUGCUGGGAGUGUUAUGGGUGCAUUCAUCUCAUUUGGGAUUGAUGCCUCAUCUCUGAUUUCUGCAUCAGUGAUGGCUGCUCCAUGUGCUUUAGCCAUCUCCAAACUGUCCUACCCUGAAACUGAAAAGAGCAAGUUCACAUCUAAGAGUCAGAUCAAAGUUGACAGUGGUGGUGAACAGAAUGUCUUGGAAGCUGUCAGCGGUGGUGCAUCUGCAUCAAUAGGACUUGUGGCCAACAUUGCUGCUAAUUUAAUUGCUUUCCUCGCCAUUUUGGACUUCAUAAAUGCUACUCUCAGAUGGAUGGGAGGCAUGGUGGGAUACCCAGAUGUCACUUUUGAGAUGAUCUGCUCCUAUGUGUUUAUGCCGGUGGCCUUCAUGAUGGGAAUUCCUUACGAGGAGUCCUUUACAGUGGCUGAACUUAUUGGCACUAAACUCUUCCUCAAUGAGUUUAUAGCCUAUGAGAAGCUGUCAGAGCUCAAAAACAACAGACUUAAUGGCACUUUAGAACAUGGUGGCGAUUUAAAAUGGCUCUCAGUUCGAUCAGAAAUCAUCUGCACCUAUGCACUGUGUGGCUUUGCUAAUUUCAGCUCUCUUGGUAUUGUGAUCGGAGGCCUGUCCUCUAUUUGUCCGCAAAAGAAGAGCGUCAUAUCUUCUUUAGUGCUCAGAGCCUUGUUCACAGGCACAUGUGUUUCCCUGAUAAAUGCCUGUAUUGCUGGUCUACUUUUCGUCCCUCCGUUGGACUGUGUGAACGUGUUUCAAAAUGCAGUCUUCAAUACAUCUACUCCCAACAUUGAACAUUGCUGUAAAGAUCUUUUUCAAAGCACUAUCAACAAUGGAACAUUCGAGGGGUCAUGGAGUGGAGUGAAAAAUGCAACAAUUUAUUUAGCAAACUGUUGUGGCCUCUUUCACGAAUCCGUUUGCAUGUAGUUUGGCGAAUAGGUAACGAUACAACAAUGCAGAUAACACCUCUGAACUAAACAUAAUGGCAUUAUUUAUUAAAUUCACACAUUUUAAAUGUAUGUUAAGUAAAUAUGUUUAUGCUGAGUAUAUCUGAUUUUAUUUGGUUAUUUAGCUAUUCAUACAUAAUUUCUUUAUUGUUGCAACACAGUUUGUUAGCACGAUGCAAAAGUAUUUUUAUGUUCUGUAAAUUCUGUACAUUUAAUUCAAUUUGUGUUGUUCUGUCUUGUGUGAAUGCUAUAAUCAGUUUUGGAAUUUGCAUCCAUUGAUGUGACAGAUUUUAAGACAUUUUAUUCUGGUGGUUAUGCUGGAAUUGCAGUGAAAGGGUCUCUUUGGUCAGGCAGGCAGUUUUUAAGAUAUGAAGGACUGGAAUCUGCCUUUGUAUGGUAAAAUGAGCCAAAUAAGUAUCUGCUGUUAUUUACACAUUUAUUUUACAAAAACAUAUAACACAACACAACACAACAAAAACACCUAAAAUGUUUAUCCCUACCAACAUACUGUAUCCUGCUAAUGUUAUCUCACUAAUACACUACAAUCCAUAUAGUAUAAACCCCUACACAGACCUAUGCCAUAUAUUAUCUUACCAUUUCUGACCACUAUCUGUAGACACCUUUCAUCUAAACAAGUAUUUCUUGGAUAUUUUAUGAGUUUUUGCUGUUAGCAGCACCCACCAUUUCUGCUAAAUAAUGGUCACUAAGUAUUGUGGAUGGUGUAAAGGGUUAGACAGCUACAUUUAUUUAUUUUGCUUAUUUUUAAUUAACAUACAUUUAAAAAAAAGUCAAAACCUGUAAACACUGAGCAUUCAAAGGUUUGGGGAUAAGUGAGAUUCUUGAAUGUUUUUGAAAGAUAUCUCUUAUGCUGACAUUGGCUUUAUUUAAUCAAGAAUGCAAGAAAAACAGUUAUAUUGUGAAAAUGGUAAAAUAACAUUUUUUUUUCUAUUUUAAUAUGUAUUAAAAUGUCUUCCCAUGAUGUCAAAGCUGAAUUUUGUGCUGCUUAAUAUUU
Messenger RNA from Carassius gibelio (silver crucian carp), 3023 nucleotides. RefSeq names its product solute carrier family 28 member 1 (gene slc28a1). The record is from RefSeq and is a predicted model, not a curated record. The transcript has 18 exons. Gene Ontology annotation, molecular function: nucleoside:sodium symporter activity. Lineage: Eukaryota; Metazoa; Chordata; Actinopteri; Cypriniformes; Cyprinidae. The coding region runs from base 48 to 1991 and encodes 647 amino acids. Gene Ontology annotation, biological process: nucleoside transmembrane transport. Gene Ontology annotation, cellular component: membrane.